Messenger RNA from Triticum aestivum (bread wheat), 3906 nucleotides. RefSeq lists its product as uncharacterized. The record is from RefSeq and is a predicted model, not a curated record. The coding region runs from base 400 to 3711 and encodes 1103 amino acids. Gene Ontology annotation, biological process: mRNA cis splicing, via spliceosome. Gene Ontology annotation, molecular function: RNA binding. Gene Ontology annotation, cellular component: precatalytic spliceosome. The transcript is spliced from 12 exons. NCBI's taxonomy places the organism in Eukaryota, Viridiplantae, Streptophyta, Magnoliopsida, Poales, Poaceae.
GCAGUUAGGUUGGUUCGUUGCUUCCACCCCCCUCCCCUCCCCUCUCCCACCCACGACUCCUCGAGCCAAGCAACCGCGGCGCCGAGAGCCCCAGACCGACGGACGGAGACCAAGCCGGAAAAGAAAGCCAGCCACAGGCGGCGGAUCCCUGACUCGCCGACGAGACCCAGAGAGAACCCUACCUACUCCAUCCAUUGCCUAAGGCCAGGAGCGGGGCGGGGCGGAGGGGAGCUGAGCCGUCGACUCGACUCGACUCUGCUCCAGCAGGCAGCAAGGUCGGCGAUUCGGAUCCCCCGCCGGCGAUUCUUGCGAUUCGCGCGCGCCGGAGAUCCGGAUUCCCCUCGCCCCUGCCGCGCCGCCGUACAGAGGAGGGGAGGAGGGGAAGGGGGCGGAGGAUCCAUGUCCCAGCCGCACAGGCGCAGCACCGGGAACGGCGGGGCGGUCUCAGGCGCGGGCGGGGGAGGGGACUACAUCAAGUCAUGGAUCAUGUGCGGCAACCUGCAGCGCAGCUUCGGCUCCCUCGUCCGCGAGCCCUGCGGCCUCAACCCGGACCCCUACUACCUCAAGGGGGGCAAAAUGCUCAGGCCAGAGAAAUGGAACGCGUGUUUCGACACCGACGGAAAGGUCAUCGGCUUCCGUAAGGCCCUCAAGUUCAUUGUCUUAGGGGGCAUGGAUCCCUCUAUUCGAGCAGAAGUUUGGGAGUUUCUUCUUGGGUGCUAUGCCUUAAGUAGCACAACAGAGUAUAGGAGGAAACUAAGAGCCGCUCGAAGGGAGAGAUAUCAAUGUUUAGUUAGGCAAUGCAAGAGUAUGCACCCAAGCAUUGGUACAGGUGAGCUUGCGUAUGCUGUUGGCUCAAAGCUGAUGGAUGUCAGGACUAUGCCAAAAGAAAAUGACAGUAGAGAAGAAGUCAGCACAAGUCAACGAGACUCAGAAAAUGCACCUGGCAGUACAGUAGAAAACUCCAACUUAAAUUAUGACUCUGGUGGAGCACCACAGUCACAAAGCUGUAGCAAAUCAGCUGAAGUAGCUGGUUUCAACACACAUAAUGAUAGCCCUGUAUAUAAUUCAUCCAAAUUUAUGGUGUCCUCCACAGUGGUGAAUAGUUGCUUGUCAGAUUCUGGGGAUUACAAUGACAUGGGUGAACCAAGAUAUGACAGUGAGACAUUCAUGGAGUAUCCCUCCCUGCCUGGUACAAACUUGUUCGCAAAUGAUGGUGGGGAUGUCAAUGGGGUUGACGAAAGUCUUUGUAGUUUCUCAGUUCCUGAAGAUAGGUUAAGACAACGUGACGAAUGCAUGCACAGCUUCCAAAUCAAUAAUAACAUAGAUCUCAUUAUGGAGUCCAAUUCCAGUGAUCUGUUUCAGGCUAGCAACAGCGACUCAGCCAUCUUUCACUCUGAUGCGUUCAAACAGGAUAGAUGGUUAGAUGACAUUGGCUACAACAGGGAAAUAGUAGAUUCUUUGAAGAUAUCUGAUGCGCCAGAAGCAGAUUUUGUUGACGGAACCAAAUCCGACAGUCCAGUCGCAAACAAAGACAGAGUCGCCGAGUGGCUAUGGACACUGCAUAGAAUUGUGGUCGAUGUUGUCAGAACAGAUAGCCAUCUUGAUUUCUAUGGAGAAUCAAGAAAUAUGGCGAGAAUGUCAGAUAUACUUGCAGUUUAUGCAUGGGUUGAUCCUUCCACUGGAUACUGUCAAGGUAUGAGCGAUCUGCUUUCCCCUUUUGUUGUUCUAUACGAGGAUGAUGCAGAUGCCUUUUGGUGUUUUGAGAUGUUACUGAGAAGGAUGCGUGAAAAUUUCCAGCUCGAGGGACCGACAGGAGUUAUGAAGCAGUUGGAAGCAUUGUGGAAGAUCAUGGAAUUGACCGAUACGGAAUUAUUUGAGCAUUUAUCAGCAAUUGGUGCGGAAAGCCUCCAUUUUGCUUUCCGGAUGCUGCUAGUGCUUUUUCGUCGAGAGCUAUCUUUUGAGGAGUCGCUGAGCAUGUGGGAGAUGAUGUGGGCUGCUGAUUUUGACGAAGAUGCAAUUAGGAAUUUGGAAGCAAACUGCCUAGAACCAUUGCUACUGGAUGUGAAGAAUGAUUUUUCAUGUGAGGUCAAAGAAGAGUCCCGGGUGAACAAGUACACGAGAAGAAAAUCCAAAAGUAGGAGAUCCCAUCGUAGAAAUGGUGAAAUCCGCGUGUCUUGCAACCCUGGAGUGAAAUCUAGUACAAGAAAUCCCCUGUGUGGCUUGUCAGGUGCCACUAUCUGGGCAAGGCAUCAACAUAUGCCUCAUUUGAGUACAAAUGUCUUGACAAAGAAUGGAGACGACGAACUGCCUAUAUUCUGUGUAGCAGCAAUCUUGAUAAUCAAUCGACACAAGAUUAUUAGAGAUACUCACUCAAUAGAUGAUGCUAUCAAGAUGUUCAACGACAAUAUACUGAAAAUCAAUGUAAAGAGAUGCGUGCGCCUGGCUGUCAGGCUGAGGAAGAAGUACCAGUACAAGUUACUAAAAGGAGGUUCAGAGAAUCAACCACCCGACGACUUAAUUUCCACCGCCGGUGCGGCCUCUGCUUUGUCGAAGAUGCUGGGCGGACUGUACGGCGACCUCCCGCCGCCCACCUCGGCGGCCGGCGACGACGACAAGCCGACGGCCUCCGUCUGGUCGAGCGCCACCAAGAUGGCGCCGCCGACCCUCCGCAAGCCCUCCGCGACCUUCGCCCCUCCCACGUCCCUCCUCAGGAACCAGCACCCCCGCCCCGCCGCUCCCAAGCCCAGCGCCGCGCAGCCGCCGCACCCCCUCCCCCUCGCCUCCGCCACCACCACCACCACCACCGCGGCCUCCUUCCACCCCGCCCUCGUCGCCGUGCAGUCCACCGUGCUCGAGGAGUACGACCCCGCCAGGCCCAACGACUACGAGGACUACCGCAAGGAGAAGCUCAAGCGGGCCAAGGACGCCGAGAUGAAGAAGGAGCUCGACCGGAGGCGCCGCGAGGACCAGGAGAGGGAGAGGGAGCGCGAGCUGAGGGAGGCCGAGGCCCGCCUCCGCGAGGAGCAGUCCAGGGCCUCCUCCCUCAACAUAUCCGGCGAGGAGGCCUGGAAGAGGAGGGCCGCCAUGAGCGGCGCUGGCGGCGGCGCUACUCCUCAGAGGGCCUCGUCUCCGCCCCACGGCGAUGCCAGUGGCUUCUCCAUCCCAGGCUCCUCCUCCUCUGGAUUGGGCCUGGGCGCUGGCGGCCAGAUGACCGCUGCCCAGAGAAUGAUGGCCAAGAUGGGGUGGAAGGAAGGCCAGGGGCUUGGCAAGCAGGAGCAGGGAAUCACAGCGCCUCUGGUUGCUAGGAAGACCGACCGGAGGGCAGGGGUUAUUGUCGAUGAGAGCAGUUCCAGGAGGCCCAGAUCAGCCAACUUUGAAGGCCAGCCCACCAGAGUAGUGCUUCUGCGCAAUAUGAUUGGUCCGGGCGAGGUUGACGACGAGCUGGAAGACGAGAUUGCCUCGGAAUGCUCCAAGUUUGGGGCUGUGUUACGCGUGCUGAUAUUCGAGAUCACCCAGGCAAACUUCCCCGCGGACGAAGCAGUGAGGAUCUUUGUGCUGUUCGAGAGGACAGAAGACUCGACCAAGGCGUUGGUUGAACUGGAAGGGCGCUACUUUGGCGGACGCAUAGUGCACGCGACCUUCUUCGACGAGGGAAGGUUUGAGAGGAACGAGCUUGCUCCGAUGCCCGGGGAAGUACCAGGGUUCGACUAAACCUUAAUAAGCAGACUAAAGAACUGGACGUUGGUGUCUCGGAUGUAACUUAAUCUAGAGCAUGAACGCAGUGUUUUUCUUUCCUUUUGAGGACAGUUUACAACAUGUUGGUGAAUGUUGGCCUAUUGCCACUUAUUGUUGUAGAGUUGUUAUUAUACUCAACUUCUGGGUGUAGAGGUGAGUAUCUGCAUCGCA